AUUGUUGAACACCUGCAGUCAUUCUGAUGCCUCUGUACGACUUGCUGCCUCUGAAGGCUUAAACAGGAUCAUUCAUAACCUGGAGGAGACCCAGAUCACCAGGAUCCUAGUCUUUUUGUUCAAUGGAAUGUACAAGUGUGAAAAUGUGAAGAGCAUACGUGUAGCCCUACUAAGAUUUGCCUCAUGUGCUCAUCACAUCAAGUUGGGGAAGAGAGCUAUAUAUGUGAAGAAGUUGGUGCCAUGCUUUCAGCGCUUGAUCAAGAAAAAUGAUGAAAUGUUACUGGAGACUCUCAGCAGUGCUUUCCAGCUGCUUUGGCCUCAUCUUGGAUUGUUCUUGUCUGAAAAGGAGGCUCAGUCACUCUUAAAACCUCUCCUAUGGGCCCUUCAAGAUGAUUCUGGUGGAAUGCGUCGUAGUGCAGCCCAUUGCAUUGCAUUCCUCGUCAAGGAUGGACGUUGCCCAGCACGCCUCUGCAAUUGGGUCUUACAACGACUUCUUGAACCUGGCAAACUUCUUUUGGGUGGGAUUGGGAACAAGGCACUGCAUGGUGUUCUUCUUUGUCUUCGCCUUCUUACUCCUCAAUUCAUGGAGCAUUUAAAAACAAGAGAUUUACACGAAAAGCAUAUUGGAACUUCAGCCAAAGACAUCCUCUCUUCCCAUGAUGGAUUUCCUUCUUUGACCUCCUAUCUUCAGAUGUUGGAGCUCUGCAUGGGUGGACUGGUGCAUUUAGAUAUCUCAGUAGUGACAGGGUCCUUGGAAUUGCUCCAUGCACUCCUACUCCAUGCUCCACCAGAUUUUGUGAAAGCAUUGUUAUCAUCAGGGGCCCUGACAUCAUCUUUGUUUCAAGAUUCCUCUUCCCCCUUGCUCCCCUCCCUUACUCAAAGUAUGUCAAGUGUAGCCCAAGGAGACUUGGAUUCCCUGGCAAUGGAUGGCUCUGAAAUGGAUGGGAAUCGAUCAGGAUCCCAGUCCAUGGAGAACCUUCUACUUCAUCACAAUCGAUCCACCAGUGAUCUGGGAGAGGACAGCAGGGAAGUACCACAGAGACUGGCAGCAUCUUCAUAUGCAAGUCAGGAGGGGAAUGAAGAGAAGGAGAGAGGAGAAGAGUCUGAUGGGAUGAACAGUCGGGCCAAUUCCUCUAGCUAUUUCCCUCUUGAGAUGGGAAUUGUUCAAGAUGAUACAUCAGAAAGCAUAACCCAAGACAGAGAUGAUGUGUUUGAACAGGAUAUCCGUGAGAGGGCUCCAUUACAGUUGCAGGGAACUCUGGAUGAUGAAGACUCCUCUGAAUUUGAUCAGGAUGAAGCUGUGCCAUUUCAGAGCGUGAAGCGAGAGGAACUUGGGAGCCUUUUUGACGAGGAGCCGACGUGGAAGUACGUUGGGAGGGUUCUGGGAUGGUGCUUCUUGUUGGAAGGAACACCAGGUUCACUCUUAUCAGAUCCCAUCAUUAGAGUGAGCCUGAAGUCCCUUGCUUUGUCCUGCAUCACUGCCUUGCUCCACCUUCAGCCGCAUCUCCUCUCCUUGCAGCUCACAGAAAAAGGUGACAGGGAGAAGAGCAAAGAAGAUAAGCCGGGUCAGACCCUUUGGGACGUGUUGCUCUUCCGAGCCCAUUCCGACCCACAGCUCCGCAGUCAAGUCCUUCUCCUCGUCUCUGCGAUCACCAAGGAAUCCUUGCUGAUCCCUAGCAUUUUGACGUCAUCGUCACGUACCUCUAAGGAUCUCCUCUCGUUUCUGGAACAGGGAUUGAGAGAUAAGUCCCCUGUAGUGAUCAAGCAAGUGAUUCAGGGCCUCCAGAUUCUCUUCCCUACUCUGAUGGAGAGCAGUCAGGCAAAUUUGGCUCUUCCUAUUCUCCAUAUGUUCCCAUCUCUUGCUUCUUCACCCUACUGGCUUGUCAAAGUUGAGCUGCUGGAGCUGUUGUCUCGGAUCAACCUGACGGAGGUGAGGUACAUGAGUUCAGAGGAUACCAGGCGAGACAUGGGAGAAAUGCUUGUGGAAACAGUACUGAUUCCUUGUACCUUUGAUAAGGAUCACAGGGUUAGGAAUGCUGCAUCUAUGGCUUGGGUCAGGAUCAUGGCAGACUUGGCAAGCACCAGCAACCAUCUGACAGCCUUUGUUGGGUGUUUGUCCCAAGUUCCCUUGGAAACAGGAGUCUCCACCUCCUUUGCCUACUGUCUCCACUCCCUGUUCUUGCUUUUGAGGAACUGCUCCAGACAGCCCCAGAGAGCAGGCCUUAUCCUUGCUCUUCACCGCCUGAUUGAUGCUUAUCCAGUAAAGCAAUUCCCUAAAGCAUGGGGGUGCACACACAGCAACGAAGGCAUUUCUCGCUUCACUCAUAUGCUUGCUCUUCUCUGCCUCUCUGAUGUUGUCCUCGACUAUGGGAUGCUCGAGUCCCUGCUUCACAUCCUUGCUGAGUAUUUUGAAGGUCUUGGUGUUGAGUUCAUCAAGAUCAAGCUGAAAUCCAAAGAUCAAACUGGAUCUACUCAGCAGAUCUCUGGGGUGAGGGCAACCUACAUGGACUGGUUAUUGAAGUUGCUUGAUGUAUGCACCCAAUCGCUGGGGAUGCAGACAGCAACUCAGCGCAACCCCUCUACAUUCCCAGUCUCCUAUGCCCAUCUAUCAUCAUCUGUCCGCAGGCGACUCACCAGACGGGACAAGGAUCGAGGGAGUCAAGAGCGUGAGAGUCUGGAAAAGCUGCAGGGAAUUGUACGAGGUUGCCUCCAGGGGCUGACCAGUGUCCUGAGGGUGUCUUCUGCUCUUGAGAUCUCAUCUCAUGCUGAGGAGAUCCUUCAUCAUUUGCUUGGCACUCUUCGUAUCACUCCAUCUCAUGCCAUCAUUUGUGCUCAAGAGAUGCUGACAUGCCUGUUUGGAAGCAAUUUGAGUUCAGCAGGGCAACCAAUUCGCCCUUACCUGGAACACUCGUUUCCACAAGAGGUGGAAGUACUUGCUGCUAUUGAAACAGUUUCAAAGCCUCCAACAUUACAUGAUGCUACUUUUCGUGCUUCCUAUCAGCAUCUUCUUCAAGCCAUUCAUGCUGUUCGGAAUAAGCAGGCUUUGGGUGACAAACGAGUGAAAGACCCUUCACCAUUGGUGCUCUCAGGGAAGCGGGAAAUCGAUCUCCCAUCUCUUUCAUCUUAUAUUCGACUCUUUGAACCUUUUGUCAUAUCUGUUCUUCGGAGUUAUGCAUCUUGGGAAGUGGAACACCAGCGGCAUGUUCUGGGUCUUCUGGUCACCCUGGUGCGCUUGCGACUCAACUACUGCCUUCUUGACACGAAGGGCACCUUCCUCAGCUAUGUUCUUGGACAGUUUGACUACAUUGAGGCUGGCUUGCCAGGUCUUUUGCCAUUGGUGGAGGAUCUGUAUUUACAUCGUGGGUGGGGUCCAACAUCUUCAACUGAGAUUGAGACCCAGAAGGAGGUCCUUCUCUGCACACUUCUCAAACUCUCUUCAUUACCUCAGGCAUUGUCUUCCUUGAGGCUGAUUCUGGUGUGCACAUUACGGGAAAGUGAGGAGAAGUGGCAUAGGCUGUCUAGAUUUGUUUUUGACUCCCUCUUCUCUCGUCUCCUCACCAACGAAAUCUACCUGGAAGAGUCUAGUGCCCUAGCUUCCCUGCUCCCAGUGAUGUCACCCCAAGCAUUCCGACCAGUUGACCCCUUGCUCCAACUUAUCAUGGUCACUCCACCCUUAGAAAAUCCUUUGCUGAUGAAAAGAUGGAUGAGGCGUCUUUUACCAUCUUUGGAGAUCCUGGCAGCACAUUCAUCUGAGGAGGUGAUUCUUUCCAGGCUACCCCAUCUCAAUCUCUGCUAUCCCAUUGAUGAGACACCCUCAACUCCUGCUCUUCAGUGGGCUAGGUUCCUUUUGGAUGUGCUGAAUGUGCUGGCCGGUGAAGUGAGUCGAGGGGGAACCACCCAUCGAUCAGGAGUCCGCUUUUCUGGUCUCAACCUCAUGCUUGAUCAGGAACUCCUGCAGUUUAUUCAACUUCUCUCCUUCAUGCUACAGUCUGGUGAGUUUCGGCAAACACUGAGAGGCCUGGAGGAAGCAAUAGGGAGGGAGAAGGACAUGGGAGAGACACAUGAGACAUUCCUUAGUCUCACUCACUCUCACCCUCUCAUCCUUUCCUCUUAUUUCCAUCUCCUUGCCCUACUUAAUCACCAAGACCUGGAAUUUUGGAAGGGGGUCCUUUCUCCUGGGAGCAGUGGAGAUCGAAAUGGAAGAAGGGAGAUGGUCCGACAGGCUGCCUUCCUUGCAUUUUCUGACCUAUUGCACGAAGGUCUGUCAAGUGGAAGUGGAAUGGGUGAAUCCCUGACUUGGCUACUCUUGGAACAUUCCCCUGUGCUGGUUCAACUAUCUAUGGAACCAUCCAUCUCUGAUCUUCUGCAUGCUAUUCAUAGAAAUUCAGCUGCCAGUGGACUUUUCAUCCAGGCCAUCCACACUUGUUGCCAACAGGAAUAUAACCCACUCAAUAGGAAGUUUUGGCACCUGGCUCUGCGGUGUCUGCGUGGGACUGGUCCAGCCCAAGCAGGUGCCCUGUUAGAACUCCUGGUAGAACACCCACUGCAGGCAGAAUCCCUGUCUAUUGUUAAUUCGGCACGACAGCUGACCUUCAACAUUGUUGGCAGCCUGGCUUCCAUCCCCAAGGAUGAGGCUCAAGGUCAUCUUAAGCUGGAAGAUCUGAUGACACUCAUCAACAAGAUGGGGCUUUUUCUAAAGAAAGAUGAUGUAGUCCUGAAUCAACUGUUGGACCUAAGGGAACACCUGUAUGGAAUUCACAAAGAUGGAGGCAUUAGAAUAGGAAGUCCUUUAUGGACACCUCCUGAUCCAGCCAAAUCUCUAGAUGGCAAAGCUUUGAAGGCCCUCUUCAAUGCACUCCUCACUCUCCCCCAUGUGGGCUCAGAGAAGGAAUUAGUGGAACUGAUUGAAGACCUACCACAUGAUGAGGUGAUCUCUCUUCUCAGGACAGCACCAACAACAGUCCUAGCACAUGCCAUCACAGUUCAUCCCCAUUUGGAUUUGAGUCAAAAGUCAAACAUUUUGGAGCAGGGUCUUCAACUGGGCAGUGCUCUUUCCCUCCUCAUAGCCAAUAUAGCUACACAUAAACUGGAGACCUUGGAUCCCCUUCCUGCACAGAGCCUGAUGAUAUUUUGUGUCUAUAUGUUGCAGGGUGUAAGCAAAUUGAAGCGUUGGGAUCCCCGAGCUGUGCAUGAAACCCUGUCCCAUGUUGGAAUCAUCCUUGCUUACCCCCCAGUAUCAGCUGUGUUCUCCCCCGAGAUGUCCGUUUUGGCCAUUAAUGCACUAUUUGACAUUGCCUUUUGCCUGGCUGGAAGCCCAUCUGCAUGGAAUAGAGACUCAUCUGAUGAGAGUGAACAGGCCAAGUGUCAGCUGUCAGUGCUCUUAUCUGCCUUCUAUCUUCCUGCAUCACCUGGGGUGCUUGACAUACCUCGAGGGUACCAGGCUUUACUCUUGCAUCUUCUUUGUGUUUUGGCCCGUCACCCAUGCUAUUAUCUCCACUGUCGUCUUCCGAGAGAGCUCAGUGGGGACUCCAACAUCCCUGCUGAAGCCCUCGAAGAAACAGAGUUGCUUCAGGAAUUUCUCUGGAGGCUACAGACCCUUGGUUGGCCAGGAAGAGCAGAAUUUGAGGAGGCAUGGAUGGCCCUUCUUGCUGUCCUGGGUGGAGGGAGCAAGGAUGCAUUCAGCAUGGAGGAAAGAGCUGUAUUGCUCAAGUCUCGCUGCCUUGCCUUGACAGGAGUCUGUGGUCUCCUUUGUCAAGCUCUCCUUCAUCCAAUCCCUGGCUUCCCCUCUCUUCACUCACAAUAUGCUCGCUUCUUCUCGGCAUGGUGGAGGGAGGACAAAGCAUAUACACUUGAAGGUGUGCGGGGGAGGUUGGAUCGCAUCGGUGUAGAUGUCCAAAGUCCACUUGUUUUCCUCCAGGACCUCUUUUCUCAAUGGCUUGCACAGCCUAAUGAGCUGACACCAGCCCAGUUGAUGCACAUCCUUCGGACAAUGGUCUGUCUUCUUCCCCUGAGUCCACUAGGAGGCUGGGACCUCCACUGGGCCUUGGACACCCUACUGGAUCUCCGCAAGGGCCUCCAAAAUCCUGAUGCUGAGCUCAGUCUCGUCUAUGCACUGAAGGGGAUCUGCUUUGCUGCCACCUUUCUCCUUCAGAAUGGAGAGACAUUGGGAAUGAGAGACAUGGAGGAGAUAAAGCAGACAGUGGAGGAAGCCCUGGAUCGUUUGCAUGUCCCACUCCGUGUGACUGCCCUUCGGGGAAUGGAAGGCUUUCUCCAAUGCAAAAAUGCUCAGCCUCUUGUGCAAGCUCUCCUCCCUUCAAUGACUCACUUUCUCUGCAAGCACCUUCACUCCGGUUCUCACAUCAUGCUCCAGAACUUGUGGGAGAGCACAAGUGUGUGGAGGAACAUUGGACUGAUCUUGAGUCAACACUCCCGUGAACUGGGUGACUCAGAACUUGGGACCAAAUGCCACUUGGUUGCACUAGAGGGGAUCAAUGCCAGCCUCCGAUCUCCAUCCUACCUCUUUCCAGCCAUCAUUCGGGCUCUGGCAGAGAUAACCCAUAAACGAAGCCUGGAUGCAAGUACAGAAAACCAGCUGAUGAAGCUGACAGCACACAUAAUGCGACCUCAGCCAGGAAUUCCUGCUCCACCUGAAAUUACUCUCCCUCUUGCUUCUCUCAUGGUUCUGCUCCUCUCCCAGUCCCCAGCCAGACCUUUGGCCCUUGUGGGACUGUAUUUCUUUGUGAUGUGUCAGAUGAUCAGUUAUGCUGAUUCCUCUUCAGAUAUUUCCCUGACUGAUGAACUGAGGGGAGACCGCUCAAUGACAGCCAUGGAGUGGCUUACUGCGCUCUUUGACCGCUUGAAGGGAGGUAGCAGCAUUGAGGCAAAAGCUUUAGAGAAAGUCCUGCGUGAUCUGGCAUCAUGUUCACCUGAGCUUCCUUCUGGGGAAUUCCUCAACAAACUCCUGGCAGAACUCCUAUCUCCACAGCAGGGGAAUCCUCGCGUCAUUGCCUCCCUUCUCCAUCAGAGUAUGGUCCAGGACUGGACACUCCUGAGCAUGAGUCCCUAUCUUCAGAAGAAGUCACUUUGGCCCUUCUGUGCCCUUCUCCUGGCAGGGCUCCAAAGUCCAUCCUCGUCCAGACCCCUCCUCCUCCUUGUCCUCGAUCGCAGACAUCUCCUCCCUUCGUCCUAUCUUGAGUGGCUGGCUAAAUCCCUUGUCUCCAUCUUUGCACUCCAGCUUGAAACAGAGGAGCACCGCAAGACAUUACAAGGGAUCCUGGAGACUGGGAUGUACCACGGCCCUAUCCUCUUGCACAUGGUAUGGAGUUAUGUGGGAUACAAAGCAGUGCAGGUUGUCCCAACCAAAGAUCUCUGGUCUGUAAUUGGGAAUGUGCUCACCAUCUUUCAGACGGCUGCCUUCCUUGAGCUUUUUUUGUGUGGUUUAAAUAUUAUUGCUGGCAUUAACGUUCCAUGGGAAAUUAUUGGCACUUUUUCAAAGGUUGUGCACAGUGCCACCGGUUUGGUGCGGAGCAACCCGAUGCUGACAGCAUUCCAGGUGUCAUCCCGGUUGAUUGUGGUGUGGCUUCUGUAUCUGGUGCCAGAGUCACGGUCCAUUUACGGACUUCCUGCUCUUCUUGCGGCUUGGACCGUCACAGAGAUAAUUCGUUACUCUUAUUAUGCCUUCUGUCUCGUCCAGCUUCAGCCUCAUUUCAUCCAAUUUCUCAGGUUCAGAAAUACCCCUUUCCCAUCAAGUUAUGUCUUAUGGAGUUAUGUGGGAUACAAAGCAGUGCAGGUUGUCCCAACCAAAGACCUCUGGUCUGUAAUUGGGAAUGUGCUCACCAUCUUUCAGACGGCUGCCUUCCUUGAGGUUGUGCACAGUGCCACCGGUUUGGUGCGGAGCAACCCAAUGCUGACAGCAUUCCAGGUGUCAUCCCGGUUGAUUGUGGUGUGGCUUCUGUAUCUGGUGCCAGAGUCACGGUCCAUUUACGGACUUCCUGCUCUGCUUGCGGCUUGGACCGUCACAGAGAUCAUUCGUUACUCUUAUUAUGCCUUCUGUCUCGUCCAGCUUCAGCCUCAUUUCAUCCAAUUUCUCAGAUACACCCUUUUUGUGGUCCUGUAUCCACUGGGAGUGUCAGGUGAGCUCCUCUGCCUCUACGCGGCCCUCCCUUACUUCAAAACACGUCGUCCCUUUUCCCUCGAUCUCCCCAACUCUUGGAAUUUUUCCUGGGACUCCCACAUCGUUGCCUUGAUCAUCAUGGCCUCUUAUGUGCCAUUGUUUCCACAGCUGUACCUGCACAUGUUCACACUGCGGAAGAAGGUCCUAGGUCCAUCUUCCAAGAAGGCAGCUUGA
Messenger RNA from Darwinula stevensoni, 8347 nucleotides. Lineage: Eukaryota; Metazoa; Arthropoda; Ostracoda; Podocopida; Darwinulidae. The record is from the annotation of a GenBank genome assembly.